Messenger RNA from Diospyros lotus (date-plum), 2118 nucleotides. RefSeq lists its product as uncharacterized. The transcript is spliced from 10 exons. The coding region runs from base 1 to 2118 and encodes 705 amino acids. The record is from RefSeq and is a predicted model, not a curated record. Lineage: Eukaryota; Viridiplantae; Streptophyta; Magnoliopsida; Ericales; Ebenaceae.
AUGUCGACCGCUCCAAGCCUCCGCCAGCCGCGGCCGCCGGUCACCCCAGCACCACCGCACGCAGAGCUACCGGCCAUUGACGCCUCCGGCGGGAGCCACCACGACCGAGCCCCCCCUGCGUGCAGCCAACUACCAUGGCCGAUGCCUGCCUUCGCUGCGGAGCCACUGCCUCCACCGCGAGCUGCUGCAGUCCACCAUCGCAGGCCGUUUCCUCCGCUCCCCGCGACCUCGGAACUUGAUAAAUCUGGAAUCUGGAGGAUUCUAGGAAUUUUGGAAUUCGGGACCAAUGAUUAUGGACUUGAGGCAAGAAGUGCCCGAGGCUUGGGACAAGACGUGGCCUGGGAAUUUGAGGAAGAAAACUUCAAACCAAAAGCCAAUGAAAACAAUGGCAAUGAGAAUGGGAAUAAUGGGAAUAAUGCUAACAGAACUAUUAGAGAAUUGGCUGCCCCUGAUGUGCAUUAUCAACCCUUGUGUAUUCAGUAUCCUCAAUUGCAAGUAAACUUUGAACUGAAAUCUGGAUUGAUACAUUUGCUGCCUAAGUUUCAUGGUCUUGCAGGUGAAGAUCCACACAGGUACUUAGUGGAUGCUGCAUCUGGAGGAGCCUUAGUGGAAAAGACACCAGUUGCAGCCCGGGACUUAAUUUCAAAGAUGGCUCAAAACGCACAACAAUUUGGUACCAGGUUAAACACUCCCAUGAAGACUGUCAAUGAGGUUGGUUUUGCUGCACCUAUGAACCAAAGGAGAAUAGAAAAUAGGCUGGAAGAACUAACUUCAAUGGUUCGCCAGUUAGCCCUUGAUCGAAACCAGCCCCAACAGGAUAACACAGAAUCAUGCAAUGGAAUCUUCCCUGGAAGACCGUUUCAGCAACAGCCACAACUGAAUAGGUAUGAUCCUUGUGCUCCCACCUACAAUCCGGGCUGGAGAGACCAUCCCAACUUCAGAUAUGGGGGUGCUUCAACUCAACCAUUCCAACAGAGGUUCAAUGCACCAGGUCAGAGUAAUGCCACACCAAUGAAGCAACAAGCACAGACAUUACCCAAGACAGAAUCGAGCUUGAAUGACAUAGUGCAGCAAUUGGCUGCCAAUACUCUCAAAUUCCAACAACGGACUGACACCACCAUACAGAAUUUGGAGACACAGAUUGGGCAGUUAGCAACUAACAUAAAUGAGUUAAGGAGUCAAGGCUCGGAUCAGCUACCUUCACAGUCAAUAUCCAAUCAAAAGGGGAAUGUGAGUGCGAUCAUGCUGCGUAGUGGUAAAGAAGUGGAUGUUCCAGAGAAGAUUCCUUCAUAUGUCUUGAUUGUAGUAGAGAGUGAUCCAUGUGAUGCAUGUUCUGAGAUUACUGCAUUUCUAGAUAAUCAUGAUUCUAAUAUUCAAAUUGAGCAUGCACAAUCUGAUUCUUAUACUUCUCCUGGGGAGGAUAGUGUUUCUGCUAACCAUGUUGUCCCCAAGAAGACAGGUUUCACAGUGGUGGCUAAUGAAAGAAAUGAGCUAGUGCCCAUGAGAGUGCAGAACAGCUGGAGGGUCUGCAUCGACUAUAGGAAGCUCAACCAAGCAACCAGAAAAGAUCAUUUUCCCCUUCCAUUCAUCGACCAAAUGUUGGAGAGGUUAGCAGCACCAGAGGAUCAGGAGAAGACCACCUUCACUUGUCCUUUUGGCACUUUUGCCUAUCGAAGGAUGCCAUUUGGCCUAUGUAAUGCUCCAGUAUUCAUGGAUGACUUUUUUGUUUAUGGCACCUCAUUUGAUGACUGCUUGGUUAGCUUGGGUAAAGUUUUGGAAAGGUGUGUUGAGAAAAACCUUAUUUUGAAUUAUGAAAAAUGUCACUUCAUGGUUGAGCAGGGCAUAGUCUUAGGUCAUGUGAUCUCCAAACAGGGUAUAGCAGUCGAUAGUGCCAAGGUGGAUAUCAUUGCUUCUUUACCUUACCCCGCGUCUGUGCGGGAAGUUCGCUCUUUCCUUGGCCAUGCAGGGUUUUACAGGAGAUUCAUCCAAGAUUUCAGUAAGAUUGCAAUUCCAUUAUCCCACCUCCUCCAAAAGGAUGUGGAUUUCAAGUUUGAUGAACAAUGCAAGCAAGCCUUCGAGGAACUUAAGAGGCGAUUGACUUCUCCACCGAUCAUCUAG